Canis lupus familiaris (dog) is the source of this 6607-nucleotide messenger RNA. It is a transcript of the gene CACUL1, whose product is annotated as CDK2 associated cullin domain 1. Bases 32 to 1291 code for a protein of 419 amino acids. Lineage: Eukaryota; Metazoa; Chordata; Mammalia; Carnivora; Canidae. The transcript has 8 exons. Gene Ontology annotation, biological process: ubiquitin-dependent protein catabolic process. Gene Ontology annotation, molecular function: ubiquitin protein ligase binding. The record is from RefSeq and is a predicted model, not a curated record.
GUGCGGCGGGCGGGUGCUGGGGGCCUGCAGGAUGGAGGAAAGCAUGGAAGAGGAGGAGUGGGGCAGCUACGUGGCGAUGAUGGACGACCAGAACCACAACAACUGGGAGGCCGCGGUGGACGGCUUCCGGCAGCCCCCGCCGCCCCCGCCGCCCCCCUCGUCCAUCUCGGCCCCCGCGCGAGAGCCGCCGGGGGGGCCGCUGCUGGCGGUGCCCGCGGCCUCGGUGGACAGGAAAGGCCCCAAGGAGGGGCUCUCGAUGGGGCCGCCGCCCCCGCCCGAGGCCAACGGGGUGAUCAUGAUGUUGAAGAGCUGCGACACGGCCGCCGCCGUGGCCAAGGCGGCCCCCGCCCCCACCCCCAGCUCCACCAUCAACAUCAACACCUCCACCUCCAAGUUCUUAAUGAAUGUUAUAACUAUUGAAGAUUAUAAGAGCACAUACUGGCCAAAAUUGGAUGGUGCCAUAGAUCAGCUUUUAACUCAGAGUCCUGGUGACUAUAUCCCCAUAUCCUAUGAACAGAUAUACAGUUGUGUGUAUAAAUGUGUCUGCCAGCAGCACUCAGAACAGAUGUACAGUGAUCUGAUUAAAAAGAUAACUAAUCACCUAGAGCGAGUCUCCAAGGAGCUGCAGGCCAGCCCUCCAGAUCUCUAUAUUGAAAGAUUUAAUAUAGCUCUUGGACAGUAUAUGGGAGCAUUGCAGAGCAUUGUGCCUCUUUUCAUAUAUAUGAAUAAGUUUUACAUCGAAACCAAGCUUAACAGAGACCUAAAAGAUGACCUUAUAAAGCUGUUUACGGAACAUGUUGCAGAAAAGCACAUUUACAGCCUAAUGCCUUUACUCUUAGAAGCCCAGUCAACACCAUUUCAGGUCACACCUUCAACUAUGGCAAAUAUUGUGAAAGGCCUGUACACUCUCAGACCAGAGGUGACCAGUCCCGGAAAAGAGCUGGGGAUGAGUUGGCUUAUAACAGCUCAUCAGCAUGUGCAAGUUCCAGAGGGUACAGAUAGUGAAUGUAUUGAAUGUACUUUCCUUCUUGAAAAGAGGACACACUGGAGCUGCAGAGACUGUAUUCAGAGCACAGUGGGGGGCCUGCAGACACUCAGGAGUCUGUUACGAAGUUGUUUUUGGAAGAGGAUGUUGGACUUCUUACUUUGGUUUGUAAUUUUAAAAAACAAAAAACUAACAAAAACAAAAAACAGUCAGUUGCUGCUAGACUUGGGGAUGAUUUUGAAAUGGGACAAUCUUUUAAUGAGUUCAUCUACAGAUUCUGUGAGGAACAAGCAUCUUGAAAAGUGACCAUUGCUAAGGGAAAUCCAGCAGCCAAACAUCAGCAGCUUCCUCCAAAAUUAUAAGAGCAGAAGAAUUUUUUUUUUUUUUAAGCACUUGUUUUGUUCAUUUGUGGACUUGGCACUUCAGCAUAUUGGCUCUACACAUCAGGAUCUCUUUUGCUUUAAAAUCAAACAGAUCAUUACGAUACAGUGUUUUUCACCCAUUACCAAAACAACCCCCUUUUUAAAGAGUUGGUCUUUGUUUAGCAUUAGAAAGUCUUGUUAAAGGAAAAUGCUAACUCUCCUUCUGCUAUAACUUCCCCCUUACCAGUUCACAACUUUUUUCUACUCUGUGCCUUGAGCUUUGUGCACUUUGCAACUCUGUGACCAUGUUGUUCAACUCACACAUGCUUCCUGAAAAAGUUUAUGGUAUCACAGACUAACCCCCACUAAGUGUUCAAGUUGACUUUGUAGCAGGAUGCUAAGUGGGGAGAUAGAAGCAUGUUGCUCAUUGGUCAGACUUCCCUCUGCCUCCCCAUGGCAUAUUCGUGUUCAUGUUGGGGACCAACUCUUGUAGAACAUAUCCAUUCCCUCUGUCACUUCACAUGAUUUCACCAACUGCUGUAGUAUUGGCAUUAUGCUAGUGUAGGGGUGGGCUGUGUUUUAGCACUAAAGCUCCCUUUUUAGUAUCGUGGAGAAAUUUCCAGUGGUGACAGCUAGUUACUGUGAUGCUGUAGGAAGCAGAUAUGGUUGUUAAAUCCAAAUAUAAUAAUUGGUGUGGGAUUCCUGAUCCAUUUCAUUUUAAAUGGGUGAGAUAGGUACUUUAAAAAAGUCUGCAGUCUGCAUAUUUUUUAGCAUUAUUUUCAAGUAUAAUAGAGAAGUAGCACCGCUGUUUCAAGCUUCCUUCCAGCUGUGACACAGCUAUGUAUUUUUUUUUUCUACACCCACAGUUCUGUUUAGUUUCUUUUAGUUUCUUUUAAAGCUUAUUCUAGUUGUUUUUGGAAGGCAAAGAGAAAUAGAUGUGGCAGGUGAAAAUAUUUUUCUUCUCAAUUUUGUUUGAAUCUAAAUUGAGCAUAUGCUUGACUUGAUUUGGUGAUGUCACACUAUAUUUACCUCUUCAGAGAACUUAGGGGCAAAACAAGAUCUAUCAGGGACACUGUCACACUUCUGAUUGUCAGGUGUUUAAAGUUGGCCUCUGCCAAUUCAGUUUGUCUUUUUUUUGGGAACAGGCUGGUUGGGAGAAAUUGAAGUGUGAUGAUAGGAGCAAGUAAGUCAUCUAAUAGAAGUCUCUGUACAAUUAUCGUUCAGAGAAGUAAACAUAUAAAGGUUGUCAGAUUUAUUUUUUAAGUACUUAUCAACCAGAGUUGGUGGAUUUUGCAGAGGACUUUGAAUUAACUCUAUGAGCAUCUUAGAUUGUAUCAAUAAACACUGAAUUACUGUAAGAAUAUAUACAGGCUCUCACUGUGCCCUGUACAGGUUGAUUUGCUACCCCAGCGACAUUCUGGGGUUAAGGAAGAAUUCCAUUCUAUCAUGAAGUCCAAAUUUUACUUUUUGCCAUGGAAUGCUUGCUGUGGGCUUAUAUAUAACACCUGUGACUAAUGUCUCUACUGAGUGGUUUUAAUAAUAAUUCUGAAAGGAAUAAAAUUGGGAUGUUUCUUUAAAUGUGGAUGAAUUCUUCAUUAUCCUAAUAAUGUGCCCAAAUGCUUUUUUUCUGGGAGAGUAUUCUUUGGCCAACAAUGGAACUUUCUCUAUAAAAGCACUGUAUUAUGUUGUGAAUUGGCAUUAAAAUCUUCAUAUGCUUUUGCAUUAUUAAGUUAAUGGAGAAAUAUUUCAUACUGUCUUUUUAUUAUUAUGUGUGUAUUAACAAGUGGGCAAAGUUUGCAGAAUUUAGCUUCUCUAAAUAUUUGCACAGUGACUGCAGCUCCCUCUGGGCCUGGGCUUGGCACUGCAGAGCCGUGAAUGGAAGGCACUAUAGAAAGAAUACACACAUCCUCCUAGUGCAUGAGACUUUUGUGACUCACCGUGGCCCCUUGAGGUACAUUGCAGGAUGAAAAACCUAUUUCUUUAAGUAGAAAUUGGCCUUGCUUGUUUAAUUGGGUUUCUAAACAAAAUUCUAAGUUUGUAGCAUGAGAGGAAGUAGAUCUGCCCUCCAUUUUGUAUUGACUAAGCCCAGUUGACCAGAAAGUAUUUUCUUCUCAUGUUUACUUGUAUUCUUUUUGCCAGUACAGUAUCUAGUUUCUCCACCUCAGUUCAAUACUGGCUUUUGUGAGGCUCAAAUCAUUGAGGACAGAAAAUUGUGCAUUGAUUGCCUUAUUAGUCAACACGUAGUUGAUUUGGCGAGCUUGAUUGGUGUGUACGUGCAGCCUGAAACUAGACUCUCCAAAAGAAAGUCAGUUCAGUCCCCUUAGAGUAAAGACAUGUCAUAGUAAAUGACGAUUGUUUUGAAAGACGGUACUUACUUGAAAAGUUGGCCUUACGCUCAAGUAAUGGUGUCAUCUCCUGUUCUCUGUGGUCACGGCUGCACCCUAGCCUGACACAAACUUCUACUUUGUUUUCUGUGGUGCAGAAAGCAAAACCUGGUAUAGUGACUCUUAAUCAACUAGUACUUAGGUAGAGUUAGAAGAAACACAAACUUGGAUGCAUGUGUUGUGCAUUACUAAAUUUUGUGAGAAAGUUACUUUUUUUUUCUGUCUCUUUCACAAUUCUGAGGCAGUUCCUUUCCCUUUCUUUGGGGUAUAGGAUGAAAACUGAUUGGUUAAGUGAGGUUGCAAGAGAAUGGAUAGAUGUCCAUGGCCACUAACACUGCGUGCACGUCUCCAGUGCUACAGCCCCUAAAGCUGCCACUCCCCUUGCUAUAUAUGCCAUGCUUUCUGUCGGGUUGCAAAUUUGCACACAUGAAGAAUUCCUCAGGAAGAGUUUGCACAUGCAUCGCCUUGCAAUAUUCUGUACUGACCGAACAGGGGAUUUGAAGGUUUUUCAGCACAAAAGGAGAACUUCAGAGUGGUGGUCUGUGCACACGUACUAGCAAAGGUAAUGGUGAUCUAGCAAACACGAUUGGUUUCUGCAGAAUAAAGUGAGCAGGAGCAUUUGUAUCAUAGUAUUUAAAUAAGCCUGUUUAAUCUCUAGAGUAGCCCUUCCAGAUUUUGCCUUCUUUUCUUAUUGAGACUGGCUAUAUUUUUGUCUCUGUUUUUUCUGUUUUGUGGCAGUUAAUUAUUUUCAUGAUUAUUAUAGAGGCAAUGCCCUUGAGCUAAAAUUCAGUUAAUAAGCAGCUAUUAAAAAUAACUGAACAUUGUUUUAUGAACAUACACUAAUCUGAGAUUUCAAAACUAAAAAGCAAAACAAAAAAACCUAUAUUAGGUAUCUAGUCAGUUUGGAAGUUUUGAGUUGUAUUUUUUUAUGGUGUCUCAUUGGACUUUAGAGUAUUAUGUUUACUUUAGUCCAGGUCUAAGCCUCUUGAGGGGACUAUAGAUUGUAAGAUCUGGAUGUGAAUCCCUUGACCGACACCUAGAAUAGGUUUAUAGGACCUUUUUGGUUGUGGUUGCAGUUUUCAGUAAGAUUGCAUAAGAUGAAGUUCAUGUUUAUCAGAAGUUAAAAUAGAAGUUAUAGGAGUUCUUGGAGAAAGGGCUUUCUUGUUACUUUCAUUACCUUGUUGAAAUUUGCCCCAGUUUCUGGCCACCAGAAUUGAUGAAAGGAGACCCUGUUGUUUUUCAAAGGUAAUAAUUCCUGUUUUGUGCCCAUCAUUGAUAAACCAGGUCACUGACACUUUCCCUUCUACCCUGGCCAAGACCCUAUUCUGAACUUCUUUCCAGAGCCAAGUGGCACAAGUACAUAUAUUAUUUCUGCUGAUGUUGAUGGUGUGGCUGUGGGAGAAUUCGACAAAAUACUCAUCAGAAGUACAUUCUUAGAGGACCUCAGUAUGCAUUGUACCCCUGCUGGUUGGAAAUUAUCUUCAUUUCUGGUUGGACUGCAUUGUUUAGAAAAAUGUUAAUGGUUUAUAAUUCUAGGGAAUUUAUAGUGUGGCUCUGGGGUAAAUUUUGUGGUUUGGAAAAAAAUAAAUAUUUUGUAUUGAUUCUAACAUGUCAUUUCAAUGUGGUAACGAUGUACUAAAUGCAAUAAGAUUGUAGAUAUUCUCUUAGAAGGGUAUGUUUUGUUAAACAGAUGGCAAUUUAAUUGCUCUCAUUAGCCCUGUUUGUCAAUAUUACAACCAUGCAAUUCAGGAGAAAUUAUUCAAAUGUGAAGUUGUGGGGAACUAUGGCGGAAACAGGAAUGCUUAUGAAUAAAUGGGAAGUCAAACACAGGCAAGAGGCUCUUGCCACCCACCAACCCAGCCAGAGCAAGGAUGACGCAAUCAAGUCUAGUCCCUGGUGGUGCUUAUUUGUUGGAAAGCAUGGUGGAGCUUAGAACAGGGUGUUCUGUAUACCAACUCUUUUAUUCAAGAAAAACAAAAUGGUGGAUGAAACUCUUAUUGAUUGGGGAUUAAAGCCACUGACUUUGGCUCUGACCUUUAACUUUUGAUGGAUUUGGAUUCACUCCUUGUGUAUUAGGGUGUAUACCAUCACUCAAAAACAUUGUGGUUAAUGAAAUAAAUCUUGUACAGAUGUCCUUGCCUUGUUCUGUUGAUACUUGGUUCACUGGAACUUUGUUAUAAUACAGAACAUAUGAUUUUGCUUACAGUAUAUUCAUAAUGCCUCCUAAAUGAUAAUGACACUCAGCACAUGUCUAUUCUGUGUUCUGUGAGACAGGGUGGUUGUCCAUCUUGACCGCUGUACCAGUGAUAAAAAAAAAAUGUGUGCGUGUGUGUGUAUGUAUUUAAUUAUAUACAUUUAGUUACCUAGUCUGUGUAUGUAUGUAGCAUUUAUACACAUAUACAUAUAUAUGUCGUUUUUCUUCUUUAAACACAGGCACAUUGUGGACCUUUAUCAAAAGUUUCUGACUUGUGGUUUUUGCAUUGAUGAUACCAUGCUUUUAAAAAAUAACCCUUUGUGGUUUCUUGCUAUGGAAUUAGUAUUAUCUCCUAUGUUUUUUGAAAUCUCACUUGACAGUUUUAGUUUUAGUUUUAGUCUCGCUUUGUCUUUGCGAGUGCCCUUCCUACUGUGUUCUCAGAAUACUAGUUGUCAUCCUCCUCUUUUUUAAAACCUAAGCUGUGUUAUACUGGUACCUUCUUUUUGAUUACCACACAUGGCAGGAUUCUGUGACUCUCUUGUCUUCUUCUCUGCAUUGGAAUCACUUGACAGUUUCCUCCUUCAGCUUUUUCUCUGUUUCAGCCACAUAGGGAGUUAUUUAAAUCCUCUCCCUUCUCUUAGCAGAUUUUUUUUUAACUGAGCAUAAAACUUUACUAGAGUCA